This is a messenger RNA of Pseudonaja textilis, 3973 nucleotides long. NCBI's taxonomy places the organism in Eukaryota, Metazoa, Chordata, Lepidosauria, Squamata, Elapidae. The record is from RefSeq and is a predicted model, not a curated record.
GGCAGAAGGUGUGCGGGGCUUGCAGUACAAAGUAGUUCAUAGAUCACCAGAUAUUUCCUAGAUUCCCGAAGUUUCUGUUCCAUUGUGAUGAUGGUUUAAAAAUCAAAUAGCAUUCUAAAUAAAGAUCCUUUGACCCCUGUGAACUGGGAGAGGAGGGAGGGGGAAAACCCGAACUGGACGCCUUGAAAGAGGAUAGUCCUCACAGGUUCCCCAGCUGGAGGAGGCACCUGCUUCUGGCUGCUUUGCUGUGUUUCUGGACUGCGCGCGCCUGUUGUCCUCCGGGGGCUCCAGCAAAAAACGAAGCGGAUCCCGCCAAGGUUGAAGUCGACCGACGGGACGGAGCAAAAGGUUCUUUCGGGGCAGCCGGAGGCGGUAAGACAGCCCGGGGUGAAACAUUAGUUACGCCGCCGGCCUGGCUCGGCGGCUCUGCUCCUACUCGCGGCCUUUCUUCCCUCUGGCCGGCUGCCGGAGUUAACUCGGGUAAGGCGGCGUCCUCGGCUGAACUCCGUUCGGCGAGGGCGUCUCUGAUGCGCUGGGGAGGCGCCUAUGGCAGAUGCGAAUCGUCGCUGCGGCCCCUGUUGUCCAGACUGCGGAGCGGACGUCCUCCAGCCGAGCGAGGUGACGCCGCCGGGGCGGAAGGGAGACGAGGGCCUUUCUGCAGACGCCUUUGGUCUUUGGGGAGAUGGAUCUGCCUUUGGAGGAACCGCCAACCCAGCCUCCAUCAGAACCACUAUCGGCACCUCCAAAAUCUGUGCCGGUGGGUGAGCUCCAGAGUGCCGUGUCUUGUUUUGCAGAGGAGACUGUGUCAUUCCUCUCUGUCAAUAGCUUGGUAAGCCAGUCCCUGCUCAGGGCAGCUAGCAGCCUGGGGACACAGCAGAAAGAGCAAGGGGUGCCCUCCGCCAUGGCCCGGCGCAAGCGAGAAUUCACUCCAGAUGAUAAGAAGGAUGAUGGCUACUGGGACAAGAGGAAGAAGAACAACGAAGCAGCCAAACGCUCUCGAGAGAAACGGCGGGUCAGUGAUUUAGCCCUGGAGGGACGAGUUUUGGCCCUGCUGGAGGAAAAUGCCCGCCUGAAGGCAGAACUCCUAGCCCUCAAGUUUCGCUUUGGCUUGAUCCGGGAUCCAGUAGAAGCUCCUCAACCAGCACUUACACUGGCCAGUGAACUCCAUCGGUCAGCCGCUCUAUCCCAGCACUUCCCAGUGGCUCCUGAGCUACCCCGCUACCCUUGCACCUUCCACCCAGAGCCAGCUACCAGUUCUGAGGACUCUGGCUUUUCCACCCCAGGAAGUUCCAACCUGGGAAGUCCUGUCUUUUUUGAGGAACGUGACAGGUCAGAGGAAGGAAUUAUGUACGAGAGGCAUUGCCUAGUACCCGAUGCUUCAGCUGAUGGAACUGAUCUGGGCCGUGUUGUCCGUUACGACUCCGGGGAGAGCAUCAAAGGUCUUCCCCACAAGUUGCGUUUCAAAAUGGCGGUAGGGUCAGAGGAGAUAGCUGGAGAGCAAUCUGGACACUGCCCACCUUCUCCACCGGGAGGAACAUGGAGGGGGCUGGUGACACGGAAAGACCAGCUAAGCACAGGGUGUUCUGCAGGUCCCCUGGCAGUUGAGAGUAAUGGUGAAACGGAGAUCCCCGGGGCCCCUCAAGAACCUGAGUACCAGGUAGAGAACCGCUCCCUACAAUGUCAGCUGGCCUCACUUUCAGCUGAAGUGGCCCAGCUGAAAAAACUGUUCUCUGAACAAAUCCUCAUCAAGAUGAACUGAAGGGGGGGAGACAAAGGUAGAAGGCGGUCCCUUUUCUUCCCUUCUUUCCUAGGGCUACCAAAUGUUGGCUAUAAAAAUUGAAUUACCACUAGAUGGUAGGCAAGAGCUAAGUUGUUUAUCCAUUUCUCUUCUGUCCUAUGAAGUAGUCAAGAAUUGUGCAGCCCAAAUCUUGUAUCCUUAUUUUCCCCCUUUCCCAUCUUCCAGUGCUCCACAUGUUUAUAUUUGCAUACAUUUAACCCUGGAAGUUUACUUUUGAUGUAAAGAUUUGUAUUAAGGAAAGCCCCUCCUCCUUUUAACGGUGUGCUCUAACGUGCUCUUUCCACAUUCUACAUUGAUUUCCCAUACAUGUAAGUUAAAGGAGGCCACCUAGCAUGGGAAUGCUUGGUUCAGUUUUGGUGGGGUGAAUAGGGCACAGCUACUGCUGGCAUCCUGGAGAGAAAGACGGAGGCGGCUCUGCAGUUUGUCAGUCUUUGGAAACUGUCCUGCUUGCCAUACCUAAGAAAGGUGAUACUAACCCAGAUGAACUUCAGUUAGGUAAAUACAUCUGUCCUUAAAAAGAAGGCAUUUCCUGGAUCAGGACAAGGGUUCAGCAGCUACCCAGAUGCAUCUUGGAUGAUAGAAACGUGGAUCUGAGGGCAAAGGCUCUUCCUCGUUGAUCUCCAGCAGCUGUUACACAAGGUACAUAUCCCCUGCAUGGUCCAUAUUAGACUAGUAAUAGUUUGAUCAGGGCUACAUUAAGUGGACUGCAAAACUCUGAAUGACCAUUGGGUGGCAGAAGGGAACUAUGUAGUGAUGGGGUCGCCAUUAAAAUAAGGCAUACUAUACAACAUAACAUUUAAAAUAUAAAACACAAGAUCAAAAUGUGCACAAUUUAAACAGACCUCGCCCAGAAACUAGUGAUGUUCGUUGCAUUCUGUUGUGCUGCUGUGAGGUCCUCAAUUGUGCGUUGAUCAGGAUACAAAGGACAGGUAUACAAAUGUGUUGCUGUCGGUGUGUCAUCACAAUUGCCAAGGAGUCUCCCCGAAGAAUGUGUGCUGUUAACACAUUUGGAUGUCCCCUGGGCAACAGCUUAUAGCUGGGUAAUCCUCUUGAUCCAGAAGCAUCUGAAGGGUAGUGAGACCUGGUAACCCUGAGUAUGAUCUUCCGUGAAUAUAGGCACUAUAUUCCUUUGAGAGUUACAUCAGGGGCUGUCGUGUCUAACUGAUCUGGACUUCUGGGAAACAAUCAUUAGAAAAUUGUUCUUGAGCACAAAUAGAUUCCAGGCUGCCUUUUGUAGCUUCUUUCUCCCCAUUUGGUUUGUCUCUAGGUAGACACGUGAAGUAGAUCAUGAUCAACAAUUAGGUGGUCCUUAAUUUAUAACCAUUUGUGUAGCAGCUGUUUGAAGUUAUAACAGUAAAACUGGUCCUUGCACUUACAACAGUUGCAGGAGCUUCGGUGGCUCAGUGGUCAGACUGCAGUACUGCAGGCCAUCUCUGCUAACUACCGGCUGCCUGCAAUUUGGCAGUUCAAAUCCCACCAGGCUCAAGGUUGACUCAUCCUUCCAAGGUGGGUAAAAUGAGGAUGCAAAUUGUUGGGGGGCGAUAUGCUGACUCUGUAAACCGCUUUGAGAGGGCUGUAAAGUGGUAUAUAAGUGCUAUUGCUAUUGCUAUCUCCCAGUCAUAUCAUCCAAAUUCAGGCAUUUAGCAAAUGGUAUGUGCAACAUCCUGGGAUCGCCAUUUGCGACAUUCCCACAUGGUAUCUGGGUAAGAAAAGUCAAUGGAGGAUGCCAGUUUUGCAUAACAAAUGUGUGAUUCACUUAACAACUGCAGUAAUUCAAUUCACUUAAUAAUCAUGGCAAAAACGGUUGUAAAAUUGUGCAUAACUGACUUAACUGCCUUGUUUAGCAAUGGAAAUUCUAGUUCUAAUUGUGGUUGUAAGCCAAGAACUACCUCUACAUCAGCUGCCAAGAUGGGUAAACCCAGGAAAAUUAGCAAACUGGUUUAGAACAAAGUCUCUGGAUUUCUCAUUACUUUUCCCAGUUCUUCAGAUGUGCCUGGAAACUGACUCUGAGGUUUGAGAAUGUGCUAAAAGUACUCUGCACAUGCUCCAACAUGCUCUUCUUUAUUCAUGUGAAAAUUUGACACUGCAAAUAUUCAGCUGAAGAAUUGUUAGCUGAUUAGUCAUAUUUUUGAGGUUUAUUGUUUCAAUGAUUUAAUAAACACUUUGAUUACUGUA